Messenger RNA from Caenorhabditis briggsae, 204 nucleotides. NCBI's taxonomy places the organism in Eukaryota, Metazoa, Nematoda, Chromadorea, Rhabditida, Rhabditidae. The coding region runs from base 1 to 204 and encodes 67 amino acids. The transcript has 2 exons. The record is from RefSeq and is a predicted model, not a curated record.
AUGAAAUCGUCUCUCACCGAAUGCGGAUCAAAGCAGAAAGAGUUUUUGAAAGUGGAAUGCGAUAAAUACAUGGCAACCCCGUCGUUCCAAGAGGGAACCAAGGGCACAUAUGGACAAGUAAUCUGCUGCGACGAACUGAAAUUUUGCUCUGGGCCAUUUUAUACUCAGGUAAGCUACGGUACGGUAUCAUCAAUCAAUUCUUAA